AUGCGAAUGAUUCUCAACCUCAUGCUGCUCAGCCUCGGCUUUGCUCAUCUGGGCCAGGCCGAGGACGGCAGAUGCUGUUUACCGGAGUGUAGAACGUGCAGCUUCGAGGCUCGCGGUGGAGGAGGUGGAGGACACCGGUGCCAAGGCCCGAUCUUCUACAACUGCUGCUCCGAGUCAGCCAUUGCCAAGGUGAACCUCGCCGCCAAGAACUAA
Messenger RNA from Diaporthe batatas, 213 nucleotides. RefSeq lists its product as uncharacterized. The record is from RefSeq and is a predicted model, not a curated record. The coding region runs from base 1 to 213 and encodes 70 amino acids. The transcript is spliced from 3 exons. Lineage: Eukaryota; Fungi; Ascomycota; Sordariomycetes; Diaporthales; Diaporthaceae.